AUGGGAUGUCUUUUAAUGGGAUGGGAUCGGUUUUCUGGCCUCUUAAGAGGUGACCACACCAGCAGUGCAGGGACAGGGGAAAUCUUGAAGGCAGAUGGUUGGGGUGGCAGGAGCACACACGAUCGGGAAGCGUGGUCAGGAAAAGCAGGCCCAAGGCUGAGGUGUGCCACGCGGAAUGAAAGGCUCUCACUUUGGGGUUCUGAGUCUCCGGGCCUGCAGGCGGAGGCCCGCCAGCUCCGGGGUCUGGGGACCGUGGGACCCGAGGCGCGUGCGGCAGCGCCCUCUGCCGGCCGCGCGGGGCAAGCCGCCAGUCAACGCAGCUCUGCAGGUGGGACCAGGGAUCCCUCCCGCUGCCUCCGCCCCGGCUCCAUCCCUUCAGAGGACCUCGCCGACUGGUCCCCGAUCGGAUUUCGGGAGGCGCAUCUCUAUCUGGCACCUGUGGACUGA
This is a messenger RNA of Rangifer tarandus platyrhynchus (Svalbard reindeer), 447 nucleotides long. The record is from the annotation of a GenBank genome assembly. Lineage: Eukaryota; Metazoa; Chordata; Mammalia; Artiodactyla; Cervidae.